ACACUUCGGUUCUGCACACCCAUCUGCUCUUCAGAUGCAGUGCUGCAAAGUCUGGGGCCUUCCCUUGUUCUGGUGACCUCUGGGAGCCUCAGAGGAAGCUAUUGCACGGUGUUAGAGUCUUCUGGCAUGAAACAUGAGGCGCUGGGAGAGGGUACAGUGAGGAAAGUGCUUGCCAUUCAAGCAAAAGGACAUGAGUUCCAGUCCCAGAGUCUGAGUACAAGGUCUCUGGGGCCAGGAUGAUGAACCAUACCACCAGCUACCAAGAUGAUUAUGAAUAUGAUUAUGACCUUUACCAUGACCUUCCGGACGUUCCCGUAGACUGCCCGACUGGCGAUUGCUUAUCUAGUGAUGGCUACCUCAUAGCCUUGGUUCUUCUGUAUGCAGCCAUCUUCCUGGUGGGUGUGCCAGGCAACAUCUUGGUGGCUUGGGUGACCUGGAAAGAGUCCCGCCACAGGCUUGGGGCCUCUUGGUUCCUGCACCUGGCCGUAGCUGACUUGCUUUGCUGUGUGUCUCUGCCCUUCCUGGCUGUGCCCAUUGCCCAGAAGGGUCACUGGCCGUAUGGGGCAGCAGGCUGCUGGCUGUUGCCCUCGGUCACCGUCCUGUCUAUGUACGCCAGUGUGCUGCUCUUGACUGCCCUCAGCGCUGACCUCUUCCUACUGGCUUUCAGGCCCUCCUGGAAGAUUGCUCAUCACCGGACACUCGGGGUGCGAGUGGCCCAGGUCUCUUCCUGGAUGCUGGCCCUGGUGCUAACGGUGCCCUCUGCAGUCUACCGUAGGCUGCAUCAGGAGCAUUUCCCUCCACGGCUUAUGUGUGGCAUAGACUAUGGGCGAUCUGUCGCAGCAGAGGCCACCAUCACCGCGGUUCGAUUUCUCUUUGGCUUCCUGGGGCCAUUGGUGUUCAUGGCCAGUUGCCACGGCAUCCUCCAAUGGCAACUGACCCGACGUCACUGGCCACUGGGCACAGCUGUCGUGGUUGGCUUUUUCAUCUGCUGGACCCCUUACCACAUCCUGAAGGUCAUAAUUGCAGUGGCUGCGCCGUUCUCCUUGCUCCUUGCCCGGGUCUUGGAGGCUGAGCCUCUGAUUUCAGGCCUGGCCCUUGCUCACAGUGCUCUCAAUCCCAUAAUGUUUUUGUAUUUUGGAAGGAAACAACUCCGCCAGUCACUCCAGGCUGCAUGCCACUGGGCCCUGAGGGAUCCACAGGAUGAGGAAAGUAUGGUGAGCAAGGUAUCCACCAGCCAUGAGGUGAUGUCUGAGAUGGCCGUGUAGUCAAGAGGGAUUUGAAUUUCCUAGGCCAUUUCAUAAUCGUGCAGCUUCAGGCACAGCUGGAUCCAGGAGCUCCGCAACAGUUUCUGUUCUUCAUUCAAUAAACAUUCAUUGUGCA
Myodes glareolus (Bank vole) is the source of this 1380-nucleotide messenger RNA. It is a transcript of the gene C5ar2, whose product is annotated as complement C5a receptor 2. The record is from RefSeq and is a predicted model, not a curated record. Gene Ontology annotation, molecular function: G protein-coupled receptor activity; complement component C5a receptor activity. Lineage: Eukaryota; Metazoa; Chordata; Mammalia; Rodentia; Cricetidae. Gene Ontology annotation, biological process: inflammatory response; chemotaxis; phospholipase C-activating G protein-coupled receptor signaling pathway. Gene Ontology annotation, cellular component: plasma membrane.